This is a messenger RNA of Phaethon lepturus (White-tailed tropicbird), 1212 nucleotides long. It is a transcript of the gene CSF2RB, whose product is annotated as colony stimulating factor 2 receptor, beta, low-affinity (granulocyte-macrophage). The record is from RefSeq and is a predicted model, not a curated record. Gene Ontology annotation, cellular component: external side of plasma membrane. Gene Ontology annotation, biological process: cytokine-mediated signaling pathway; immunoglobulin mediated immune response. The annotation marks the transcript as partial. The transcript is spliced from 9 exons. Lineage: Eukaryota; Metazoa; Chordata; Aves; Phaethontiformes; Phaethontidae. Gene Ontology annotation, molecular function: cytokine receptor activity; protein binding.
UACUCAAAGGACAGCAUGAUCAUGAAAGAGAUUUUAAUCCUUCUGCUGAAUCUGUAUUUGGUCUUCAGUGUCCAAGCCAUUCGAGAGAGUAUCCCUAUGAAGAGCUUGAGCUGCUACAACGACUACAGCUCACAGGUGACCUGCACAUGGAUGGAGCAUUCAGAGGCUCAUGCCCUCGUUGGUAUGAUUCUUUACCAAAGGGAUAAUAUAAUGGAGAACAUGGAGAUGUUUUGCAAACGCCAGACAGAAAAUGACUUGCAUGAGGCUCCAGACUCCUAUGUGCACUGGGUUUGUCACAAAAAUACAAACAAUUUUGGAAUAGGUGUAGAUGAUAUUUACAGCUUCAAACCUAACAAGACGCUUCAAGCAGAAUUAAAUGUUGAUCUUUUCCAAAAUGUUCAGACCCUCCCACCUCAAAAUCUCUCAGUCAGCUUGAAGAGGUCAGGAGACUUCUUGCUGACCUGGAAAGCAGCUGAUGGAAGCCAAGGGCUGGGCAAUGCACUGGAGUACGAAGUCACCUACAAGCGGGAGUGGGAGUCCUGGGAGAAAGCUGCCUCAGUCUUGCUCUCCAACACCACACGUUGCCAUCUCAGCCACAAGGACCUUGUCCCAGGGAGCAGCUACAUUGCCCGUGUGCGAGCCAGACCGGGGCAGGACAGUGGCUUCUCUGGGCAGUACAGCGAGUGGAGCACGGAGGUGUCAUGGGAGACCCCUGAAGGUGGCCUUCAGCCCAGGAACCUUCGCUGCCUCUUCAAUGGUGCAGAUCAUCUGACGUGCAGCUGGGAAGUGAAGAAAGCCAUCACCACCUCUGUCCUCUUCGGCUUGUUCUUCAGGGCCACUCCAGCAUCAGCAGAAGAGGAGUGCUCCCCUGUGCACGAGAAGGCUUUGUCCCACAUCCCAUAUGUGGUCCAGAGCUGUGAGAUCCCUGUUAGCAACUCCAGCCGUCAGAGCCAGUACCGCGUGUCUGUCCGGGCCAAGACGGAGGAGAAACAGAUCGAAGCCUACAAGAACAUUAAGGUGCUGCCGCCUACAAACGUGUCAGUAACAGUGACAGAGAACCAAGAGUAUGAACUGAGGUGGAUAAAACACACUUUGCAAUAUGGCUUCAUAAAACAGAGGUACCAAGUCGAGUACUGGGAGAACAACCAACACGAAAAGACUCUCCAGAAGUUAAAUAUCAGCAACGAUGAACCUCCCUUCAUCUUCACCCUG